Molecule: messenger RNA, 782 nt
Organism: Ceratotherium simum simum (southern white rhinoceros)
Lineage: Eukaryota; Metazoa; Chordata; Mammalia; Perissodactyla; Rhinocerotidae
Source: RefSeq, a predicted model, not a curated record
GCCAUCCCAAGCCUAGGCUGAUGUCAGAACAUAACAGCACUCCCAAGGCACUGGGCACCCAGCACUGAGCAGAUCCUUUGAGCUGAAAAUGAAGUACAGUGGCAAGAGUUUGCUCCUGGCUGCUUUGAUGUCGGUGCUGCUACUCCACCUCUGCAGCAAGUCGGAAGCAAGCAGCUUUGACUGCUGCCUCCGACAUACAGAACAUGUUCUUCAUCCCAAAUUUAUUGUGGGCUUUACCCAGCAGCUGGCCAAUGAAGCUUGUGACAUCAGUGCAAUCAUCUUUUACACAAAGAAAAAACUAGCUGUGUGUGCAGAUCCAAAGAAGAAAUGGGUGAAACAAGCUGUGCACAUCCUCAGCCAAAGAGUCAAGAAGAUGUAAAAACCGAUGCUCUCUGGAAUGAAUUGGACACAGUCCAAGAAUGAAAAGAACCUAGCUGGAGUUGGUGGUUUCAUUCGCACAUCGCUGAGGGUUUAGCACUUAUCUGAUUUGUGCCUCAUUGGACUGGUCCAGUUAAUGAAGUUGAUUCAUAUUGCAUCAUAGUUUGCUUUGUUAAGCAUCAUAUUGGAGUCUAACUCUAUUUUAUGUUAUUUAUAUAUGUGAGUUUUUGUGUUUUGCUAUUUAAUGCUAAUUUCCCUUAAGCUAUUUAGUUUAGUCUGAGGUAUGAAAUUAUGUUUGGAGGAAUGAGAUUAUAUGGACUUUCUUCUAAGCAGCAAGCUGUUUUUAAAAAACUAUUUAACAAUCUUCUAUUUACUUAGUUUUAUUUCCUAAAUGUUGUAAUUAC